AUGGUUGCAACAUUGCAUAUUAAUGUCAUGAAUGGUACUAUUUUCAAGGCAUAUCGUUUGGAACCGCUUGUUCACAAUCAGUAUUCUUUUGUUAAACCUCUGAAACUGUAUUCUGCACUUGAUCCGAGAUCACAAAAAAAUUAUGAUUUUCUCCCACCUGAACUCAACAAGCAAUAUAUAAAGAAAAUGAAGGCUAGAGAAAAGCAAGAAAGAACUGUGAAAUCAGAAACUGAAGAAAAGGAGAACGAAGAUGUUGGCGAAGAAGGAGAGUCAGACAGUGAUGACUCACCUCUGCGGCCAACCAGCUCGUGUUCUUCUUUGAGAAGUUUAUCACCUCAGCCGCACGAAGAAGCUGAGCAACAAAGAAGUUGGUGGAAGUUUGGUUCAUCAAAGAAGGAGAAAGAUGCUACCGAAAUAGCUAAGGAGGCAGAGGAAUCAUUAAUUGAUAAUAUAGAUAAAGUUAUUGCAAGCAUACCGGCUGACAAGAAGUUAGUGCAACGGAUGGAUUUUCAAAUACAGCCUCAGUUGACUGAACGAGGCUACUAUUCUUUGUUGAGAAGUCAUUUUUCAUAUUGGGGGAGUGUGGACCUUGCUGCAUUUAUUGUUGCUCAAUUGUAUAGCAAGGAAGAAAAAGCGAACGGUAAUUCUGGUGUAGAGAAGAGUCAAGCUUUGAUUUGCCGAUUUGGGUUUUUUCCACCUGUUUAUGACACAGUUAGUAGUCUUUUAAGUUAUUUAGCUGUUGGAGGGAAGAGAGGUGGGAGCAAGUGCAAGCGGUUCUAA
This is a messenger RNA of Enterobius vermicularis (human pinworm), 780 nucleotides long. The record is from the annotation of a GenBank genome assembly. NCBI's taxonomy places the organism in Eukaryota, Metazoa, Nematoda, Chromadorea, Rhabditida, Oxyuridae.